GACGUCAGACCAGAAUCCACUGUGUCCAGCUGAUCUACAGGUGCAGUUAACGCUCGGAGCGCUGGUUCCUGGAUACUACUGCUACCAGGCCGGAGAAGAUGGGGUGCUGCUUUAGUAAGGAGCUCAACCCCGGCCUGCAGAAUGAGAGGAGAGGUCUGUUACAGCCCCCACUCCACGAUGGGCUGAAUGAGGUGACAGAGCAGGUCAGGCAACACGCUGCGGCUGUAGCUCAACAUGUGUGCAUGGAGGAAGAGGAGACACGCGUGGCAGACGGACCGGCCAAGUGUAAGCCGCCGCAAGAUGAGGAGAGACCUCUAGAACCGGACAGCAAAGUUUACACAGAGGAGGCCUCGGUCGGCAGCGACAAAACCAAGCGGAGCGAGAGAGAUCUCAAACCAGGGAGCACUCACAAGGAGGAGCAGGCUAUUAUUAUCACAACCAGCACAAACAUACAUACAAACACGGACACGGCAGCAGGCGUGACACACACUGCCAGGCCCAGCUGUGAACCGGCUCCCUAUAUGGAGGUGCCCACACAGAGUCCAGCCAGACAGAGGAUUUUGGAGAAUGCCACACUCAGAGCUCUAUGGUUCAAUCAGCUCCCAGAUGGGCAGGAGAAGCCAGCAGGCUCUUGGUCAGCUCCCGCCAGGUUACCCUCUGCUAGCUGGCAGAGCAACAUCGGAGUGAGCGAGGUGUCAGGUGACCAACCACUGCCGCAGGUCAGCACGCGUUGGGAGACGCAGCGGGAUUCCCCCAGAGCUGACCACAAGGAUGAAGACGGCGAGGAAGUCUGUGUCGUCACGACAACGCUGGGUCAGGGUUUCAAAACAAGGACCCAGAGCUUCUACAGCAUAUGCUCCAUUGACGCCGAUGACCUUGACCACGACCAUGAUCACAGCCAAUCCCAAACAGCUGGAGCAACACACUCACUGCACACAGCUGAAGUAGAAACAGCUGCUCUGCCCUGCAUAGUGGAGUCUCCGGUCCUCAGCCAAUCACACACAGAGGCAUCCACAGCCUGCGACCAGAAGCAUGCCACAGAAUCUAAAAUGACCAGACUGUCACAUGAUGAGAAACCAGCUACACAGUCACAUGCCGCAGAACAGGCCUCCACUGUCCUGUCAAAGACCACCGUACCACUUCCUGUUGUAUCCCCACAGCUAGUCGACCCGCUGCCCCUGACCAGCAGUCCCAUAACCAGCGAGGACCCUCAGGUGAUUGAACCGGACAGCCCUGAUAAUACUGGAGAUUUGAACUGUCUGACAGCUGCAAAGGAUACAGAUGAAUCCACGAGUGACACUUUAAUGACGUCAAACACAGAUGAAAAUACAUGUGUGGAUAAGAAGAAUGAAUGUGCGGAGGCCGAGAGUGUGAAGAGGUCAGAAGAAAAGAUAGUUACAGAGGAUUGUGUGUGUUCAGAGGAGCAGAGUGUGUUCUUGGAGGACCGCAGAGCUGCAGACGACGUCUUUAAUGCCACAAAGGAAACAUCAGUCAGCUUCCAGGAGAAAGAAUCGGAUCAGAUUGUAGAUUCUGGCUUUAAUCCUCCGGACAGUUGUCUGCAUGAGUCCGACCUCAUACCAGAGAAGCACAUCCAAAGUUCACAGCCAGCCACUGAAACUUCUGAGUCGGAUACUUCCAGUCAGAGCCUCAGUUCUUCAAAGCUUGACUUCAAAGCGCCGCACAAGGAGGAGGAGGAGGAGGACAGUUUGCCUCCGCCUGGAGGACAGAUCGAGCCGGAUAAACCCUCCCCGCAGAGCGAGGCCAUCUCUGUGAGUAUCUGCAGAAGCCGAAGCGAGGGAGAGGACGUCGGUCACAGCAGCACAGCAGAUACGAGCCUCACCGAGGUGUCGUCAAUCUCCACCAUCUCCGCCGUGUCAUCACUGCCCACUGAGCUGACCGCCUUCUCCUGCCACCCAGAUCCGACGCCUCUCUCAGACUUCACUAAAACCACAUCUGACAAAUUAGAUUUUAAUUUCAACGAUCCAACGUUUGAAUUGAGCAGCGUUAAGCCUCCCGGUCGAGACGUCGAAUCCGCUGAGCAAAGCGACUCCAGGUUGGACGACUGUGACAAACAGUUUGACGGCGGUGAUGUAAAAACUGACGGUGAGCUGGUUUCUCUUAAAAAUGAGGCUUUUCAGGACGUCCUCAUGAGCGGAGAUGACAGACAGGUCACCAAAAAGCCCCAACCUGAAAUGUGUCAGGACAGCAAACAUGUUGAGAGUGGUGAUGUUACAGUUGGUUUACCGGAAACAGCACAAAACAGCCCUCACCCGGAGACGAGUGAUGAAAAAUGUAACAUGACGUUUGAGCACUGUGAUGACUGCACAGCUGUAAAUACAAGCAUCUCUCCUCAGGACCACGAGAGCAGCACUGAGGACUCGUGUCACAGUCCUCUUUCACAACCUCCUGCUGCUGAAAGUGAGCAUUCUGUUACCACCUCCUCUUCUCGGCCUCCGUCUUCCUCCUGCACAUCUUUUGAGGAAAGUGAGCAGAGGUUUAAUUCAGAGACUGAAGUUACUACUGAGAGUGGAUGCAGCCAAAUCCAACUGAAGGUAAAUCCACCAGUAUGUGAGGGAAGAGAAGAAGAAGCAGCAGUUGCACAGGAGAUUGAUCAACACUUUUCAUUGCCUGUCGAGCUUGAAUCUGCAGAUACAGUAGAAGAACUUUCCCACAAUCAGCCAACCUCUGAAAUAUUUCCCUCCAGUGUUUCCUCUGACUGUCUGAAGCCAGAUGUCGACCUCAUCCUACAGCACGAAGCCUCUAAUAGUUUGUCUGAACCUUCAGAUUCAUCAAAUGGAAAUCUCUUGGAUGAAAUUAACAAGAUGAAGAUGUCACCAGAGGAGCAACCUGCACUUGACAGCGAUAUUGCUCCAGAGAAUUUUACAGUAACUCAGACGCUGCCCAAAAGCAUGGAGGUCUGCGUUGACACCAGCAUCUGUGACUCUUACAUGAUUCCUAAUGAUAUUAUCUAUGAGGACGACAGAGCUCCGAUUUCAGACUGCCAGGAGGACCUCAACAUAAUCACGGUGGAUCCAGGUCAGAUCGACGUGCACGCCUCAACUCCGUCUUACGUGAUUCACUUCCUGGGUCACGAGCCGCCAGCGGCCGCUGAGGACGGAGAGAGAGAAGGAGGGAUGAGGGAGAUGGUGUCCGAACUGCUGGGAGAGGACGCGGACUCCUCCGUCUGCCGCCUCUAUCCCCACCCCUGGAUCAAGCUGGGUCUGGGGGACAGCUGCGGGGGGUGGGCCCAGGGGACGUCCGAUGCCGAGCCCGGCCAGGGUGAGAGCGAGACGGGCGCCGACGCGGAGCUGAUCCCGGCCUCGGUCUCAGAGCUCCAGCCCUCCAUGGCUCUGCUGGGAGCUUAUCCCUACAGUACUGUGAUGCCUCAGGGAUCCUGUGUGUGGGACUGGCACACAGACUGCACUCAGUCUGAACCCGUUGCAGCCCCCAGCCUUAACCCUGACGCUGAGGUAUGGACCAAUCACAACUUUAAUUUGGACGUCGCUGGCCCAGUUUUCCCACAGGCUCAGCAGCCGUGGCUGCAGUUCCCCAGCGAUCAGAUCAAUCAUGAAGGAUACGUGCCAGAGUUUCAGCUGGAGAACAUGGGCCUGACUGAGACUGAUCCCAGCACAACAGAGUACCAGACGCUGGCUGCUGAAGCUCCCUUAGUUAACGGAGAGCCCAGUGACCCACCUGUCACAGAUGAGAUCACACAACAGCUGAGGACCGUUUUGGAGUCCUGCUUGACCAGAGAGCACCUUGGCAGCGACCUGUACCUCAAAUCUCAGAUGGACAGUGACCAGUACAUUUCAAUCUCAACGCUGGCCAGCCUCGACAAGAUCAAGAGUCUCAGCACGGACCUGAACCUCAUCUCUGACAUUCUGAAAUCUCUGCCGCUGGUCCAGGUGGCUCCGUGCGGUGAGAAGGUCCGACCCAGCCAGAGUCGAUGUGUCGUCAUCCUGCGUGAGAUCCCUGACACCACACCUCGUGAGGAGGUGGAGGCUCUUUUUGAUGGAGAGAACCUGCCCAAGUUCCUGAGCUGUGAGUUUGUGAGCAACGAUAACUGGUUUGUCACCUUUAAAUCAGAAGCCGACGCACAACAGGCCUACAAAUACCUGCGAGAGGAGGUUCGGGUGUUCCAGGGAAAGCCGAUCAUGGCGAGGAUAAAGGCCAAAACCAUGGCAGUCGCUUCCUAUGCUCCAAAAAACGGCUACAGACCCGCCCAGCUGGACAACUGCAGCAAUCCUUACGGCUCCUACUUUCCCCCGACAUCUUUUCAUAUGCCAACACAACAGCUGUAUGAUUUCACCAACGAGGUGUGGCCUUCAGCUGCAUCACAAUACUCUGAGUGUGCUGAGCAUCCACAGAUGAUGAAUGACUUCAUGAAUGGGUUCCCAGCAGCUUCUAACUUCAAACCUCGCAACCCACACAGGCAGAGAAGAGGCUCGAGAUGGUCGAACUCUGGAGAACGCUGGCAGGUCCAUCAGAACGACUCCUCUCACCCGUCUGAGCAAACGCCAGAGGAACGCUCCUCUUCUCCGAAGUCGGGUCGAGGGAGGUCACGGGGCAACAUGCGCCGUCAGACCAGAGGUGGAAGGACGGAGCCCCACAAGCAACUCGUGCCACCGACUUCCGAUAGAGGAAGGAGAGGAAACUUCAGCCAGAGGAGGAGAGAGAACAUGAGGUCAUGGGACAGAUCUGCUGGAAACAAUCGUAAUGCACCAAAUCAGUCACCUCCUCGUCAGCCGUCUCCUCCUCUCGAACUUGGACUGACGAGCUUCCCUCCUCUUCCUCCGGCAAACACUGCCAUAGCAACGCUACCUGCAGCAAACGGCAGCGUCAAGAGUCCAAUCAAAAGCAGCAGCCUCUGCACACCAGUACCAGUGAUGUCACGAGAGCCUGAGCCAGUCUCCCAGCAGAAUGUGAAGGAGAGAACAGAGACGACCAACGAGGCCAAACCAGCUCCGCUCAUACAGGAACCAGUCACAGAGUCCAAGAAGCCGAGCUACGCCGAGAUCUGCCAGAGAGCGUCGCCCAGUGAGCCGGCACCGCCCGCUGAGCCGGCUCCGCCCACCGACCACGCCUCCUCCGAGACAGAGCAUAUCCCGACCUAUCCGGGGAACGCCUCUGACCCCGCUCUGUUGUCACGGUGAUGACAUAGGACGAAGAAAAAGACACUUAUGAACUUCUUUAUGAGUGUUGUAUAAGCUUAGAAUGUAUUGUUGUAAUGUCCAAUCAUACAAACGGGCUGCCUGUUAACAUGUGGUGUAAUAAUCAGGGCAGAUUGUCGGGAUUUAUUGAACUGAACAUCAACUUUAAAUCGACUAAAUUUCGGUCUGAAUCUUGAACCCCAGAUAAAUACUGCUGACAUGUACUGCUGUGAACUGGGUGGGUCUGACUGCUGGCUGGUUCAGGACAGGAUGGGCUGAUGCGGGUCCCCGGGUCGCUUAACCACUCAGGACAUCGAAGCCCAACGUUUCAGUUUGAUCUGCUACUUUCUGUUUAGUUUUAUUUAUGGGUUCAUAGUUCAGAUCAGUUUAGAGAACCAGGUUCCAUCUCGAUUCAGCCUCGUUUCUUUAGCUGGUGGCAGCGGCACUUCUUUUCCUGCUGUUUGUGUGCGUUGGAUGUUUUUCUCGCUGUACAGGAUGUUCCGACAUGAUUCUGAACUUGUUUUGAUGUUUUUUUUUUUUUUUCAUACAUCUGUGUUAUUCUUUCGUCUACAGAGCGGCUGUGGGCACACAUGAUGCUUUUUCUCUAAAUAUUAGUACCAGAGGAGUCACCCAGUUUGUUUCUAUUAGUCUUUCAAAUGCUGGUGAGACGUCAAGGCCUGUAAUGAACCAAGGUCCAAUAUGUAUUAGUGAGUAUCGGAAGGAUCAGAUCUCUGUAUUGAUUUGAAAAGCACUGUACAUCAAUCCUUUAUCUCUGCAUGAUUUUCUUUUUUUUUUUUUUUAAAUUUCAUUUUAGGAUUUAAUUUAUGUGAUAUUUUUAUUUAUGAUAGAUGAGUGCUUUUGUGUGUUUAGGCUUUAUCGAUUGUAAACAUCUGUACCUGUGUUGACAAAUUAAGUCCAGCUGAUGUCACCAUUUAGUCUCCCAGUCUCCGUCUGCUCAGGUGACACUGAGCUGGAUUUUGGACACAGGUGGGCUCAUUUCAGGUCGCCACAUAAAGGGAAGCAUGCUUUUUUCUGGCUGGGCAGGUUAGUUAGUGUCUGUAAGCAAGCGCUGAUUCCGCACUAAGAAUUGUAUUUGAGAACUUGAAUUUGAUUGUAUUGAGUCCAAUGUUCUUUUGUUUAAAAUAUAAAAUUUUAAAUGUAAAACAGUUGUCAUGGAGAAAGACAGCAGCUAUGGUUGUGGCACAUGUUACUUUGUCUGUACAGAUGUAUAUAAUAUUGAGCAAAUAUUAAAGAAGUGCCUUUGAAGUUAAA
Molecule: messenger RNA, 6422 nt
Organism: Thunnus maccoyii (southern bluefin tuna)
Lineage: Eukaryota; Metazoa; Chordata; Actinopteri; Scombriformes; Scombridae
Product: la-related protein 4B-like
Exons: 16
Coding region: 99-5153 (1684 amino acids)
Biological process (GO): positive regulation of translation
Cellular component (GO): cytoplasmic stress granule; cytosol
Molecular function (GO): mRNA 3'-UTR binding
Source: RefSeq, a predicted model, not a curated record